ACAAAACCCUUUUUUUUUUAUUAUUAGAAUUUUUUUUCUUUUUUUUUUUUUUCUUCUUUUUUUUUGUCUUUUUUGAGAUAUUACUGUAGCAUAGAACAAUCGAAUAUCGUAUUAAACGUAUAUCAUUUUUUAUCCAUCGUUAAUACGUCAUUCUAUUAGAAUUGAUCAACAUAACCUUAAAAAAAAUCAUUACAAAUGUAUACAAUUACAUCAGUCUCUUUUUAAUUUGAUCUAUUCAAUAUACAAAGUCGAUCUUAAAUAAAUAAUUAUUGCCUUGUAUACAGUCAACCUGUAGAAAAAUAAUUUAAACAUCUAAUUAUUUUUGUUUCUUCCUCUUUGUUUUUUUUCCUCUUUCAUUUCAUGAUGAUUCAAUGUAAUAUAAAUUUAUUGUAAUAUUUAUUAUCAACGUAUCGACGAAAGAUUUACAUCGAUUAGAAGAAAAAUACGUAUACGUAUUUAAAAAAAAAAAAAAAAAAAAAAAAAAAAUGAUCACUGUCGUGGAUUUAGAAAAAGAUUGAAUAUUUAAUCCUUUUCUGAGAAAAAGAUUAAAUAUUGUAAAAAUGUCUCGAAAGUAUCAACAAAAACGUUGGAGCGAGCCUUUAUUGAGCAGACAUCAUUUUUCAUAUUUACCAGCGACCUCGGAGGACGACGACAUAGAUUUUAUUCAACAGCGUGUAACUUCUGGGGAGGAUUAUUCAAUGGACUGUUGUUUGUGUCAGGAUCAUUAUAAUAAGAAAAAAAAAUCGACCAAGUAUUUGAUCAACGACGAUAUCAAGAGAUCGAGUAGACUACGUUCACAAAGAACAAGAGAAAACAUGGAAUUAAGGUUGAUUGGAAGUCAGGUUGAGGAAGCCUUAGGCGAUGACAGGCAAGCAGUUUUGAUACAACAGUUGGAUCUUGUCAGCAAUGCACUUGAGGCAUUGAUCCAUUUCGUACAAUCCUUACAAGUAACCAAUCUAGCUGUUCAAAGGACCAUAGACAUUGGACAUUUGUUAAUUAAUAAUCGUUCAUCAUUGACCGAUAAUUCAACGAGUUUAAAAUUUUUAACAGGACAUAUACAACAGGUAGAAAAUUUAACAGCGAAUGAUUUAUAUAUUAAUAUUUAUUCUUAUAACGAUUGGAUUUAUCAGAUAGAGAAUAAAAAGAAAUUUCGUUCGUCAUUCUUACAAGAUUUAAAGGAACACUGUUUGAAGAGUAUGACCAUGUCCAAACAAUUACGUAUUUUAUUGGAGGAACAUAAAUCAAGGAAAGAAGAUUUUUCGAUUGCUGCGAAAAAUUUUCAAAAUUUUCUUAACAAAUCUAAAUUGUCAUCGUCGCAAUUAGAAAAAUUACGUCGACAGUAUGAUAUUAUCUUGGAGGAUUAUCAAGAGAGUAAACAAAUUUUGGACAAGAUUGGUAACAUUGCACGAAGGUUUUGGAAGGAUAAUCGAAUUUUUUAAAGAUUUCGAUUAUUACAAAGAAAUUUCGGAAAUAUUUAAACAAUUAAGAGAGAAUUUGUACAUCGAGGAUUUCGGUAAUUAAUGGAAACCAAAAAGAAGUAAUAAUAAUUAAUUUCUUAAUCCUAAUCUUAAUUUUCUAUUUCUCGAUACAGUAAAAGAACACAGCAUUGCCGUCGAAAUACCGGGAAACGUGGAAACGUGUCAAUUGUGUCAAACGACAAAUCGAGUCGAUAAGAAAUAAUAAUAAGAAUAAUAAUAACAAUCGCGAAUAAAAGUGUUUUCAUCAUUGAAAAAUGUAUGUUGGUAGAUUAGAUAUACAACGAAUUAUAGACGAUUUGUGGGAAAUCUUAUAAGUUUAAUCCUCUUACAAGACCGUGUCAAGGUUUGUCCAUGCCACUGAUCAUCUUGUAAACUUAAAGGAUCUCGCGAUCCAUCGGUGCAGAAAAAAAGAAAAAAGAAAAAAAAAAGAAAGGAAAAGAGAAAAAAAAUGACAAGAUAUAAUCGGCUUUCGAACGAGAAAAUAAAAUCGAUUUGUAUUACAACGAGAUUAGUAGUAAUAUUUGUCAAAAGCUAGUAAAAAUAAAAUGAUGAAUAAAAGUUCUAUUUUACGUAAGAAAAAAAAGAAAGAAAAAAAAGAGAGAAAAUAAAAAUAUACAGUAAACAAACGAAUCGUUUAAGUCACUUGACAAACAUGCAUCGUCGUAUUCUUUUCAAUCAAAUGGCGGCCAGCGAGUGAUGACGGCAACAUGGCGGCGUGCGUGCGCAUAACAAGAUGGAGCGACCAAUAGAAAUGCAGAUAUAAAUAGCGAAUCGUUUUCCACGACAGUCCACGCGUUUGGAAUGAUUCGAAUCAUCGAUGGACUUGGAGAAAUGAUUGGAAUAGUUCGUAAAAAAGGAAAAGAAAAAAAAAGCAAAAAGAAAGAUAUAAAACAAAAAGAAUGAAAGACAAUAAAACAAAUACAGGAAAAAGUUACUUGAACGGUUUGACAAAUGAAAGAUAUAAAUAAUAUCGUUUUUAAAAUAGAUUAAAGAAAAUACAAAGGUGAAAUGUUAAAAGUGUAAUAAAUAAAUAUUAGGGGAGGAAGGAUUUGAAAAAUAA
This is a messenger RNA of Vespa crabro (European hornet), 2538 nucleotides long. RefSeq lists its product as uncharacterized. The record is from RefSeq and is a predicted model, not a curated record. The coding region runs from base 561 to 1439 and encodes 292 amino acids. Lineage: Eukaryota; Metazoa; Arthropoda; Insecta; Hymenoptera; Vespidae. The transcript has 4 exons.